AUGUACUGCGGACGGUCCGCUCUUGGUGUUUUUAGGAGGAUCCUGACAGCUAGACUUAUCAUGAGCUACAAAGCUACUAAUGUCAAUGUUGUGGCCUCCUAUCUGAACAACAUUGAGCCGCUCAAUGGUGCAAACUUUCAUGAGUGGAAGGGCAAGGUCAUCACAUGCUUGGCUUGGAAUGAUCUUGAUGUUGCUCUGAGGGAGGAUAAGCCUGCUGCGCCUGCUGCUGGGGCUAGUACAACUCCAAAUGAGAAGUGGGACAGAUCUGAUCGUAUGGCUCUCAUGGUUAUGAUGCAGACCAUCAGUGCUGGCAUCAAGGGUGACAUCCCCACUAAGAAUGCUCAGGGCAUUGAUCUGAAUGCUAAGGAGUACCUGGCCAAGAUUGAGGAGAAUUUUAAGAGCUCAUCUAAGACUUAUGCUAGUACACUCAUCAUGAAGUUGAUGGGUUCUCAGUAUAAUGGUCAAUCUGGCAUAAGGGAGCACAUCCUCAAUAUGUGCGACAUGGCUAACAGGCUUAAGGAAAUGCAUAUGGGGAUCUCUGAGGGUUUACUUGUGCAUUUCAUCAUGACAUCACUGCCUCAACAGUAUGAUGCCUUUAAGAUUAAUUACAACACCAACAAGACUGUUUUUGUGACCAAGGGUGGCAAGAUGUUGUGCUCUUUCUGUGACUCGCCCAAGCAUCUUCAGAAAGCCUGUCCUGGUUUUAAGGAAUGGCUGAAAGAACAAGGUAUUCCGUACGAUCCGAACUAUAAGAAAGGGGGAGGGAAGCCUAAGAGUGGCUGGUGGGACUCCAGUUGA
Molecule: messenger RNA, 798 nt
Organism: Panicum virgatum (switchgrass)
Lineage: Eukaryota; Viridiplantae; Streptophyta; Magnoliopsida; Poales; Poaceae
Exons: 3
Coding region: 1-798 (265 amino acids)
Source: RefSeq, a predicted model, not a curated record